UUGCCGAACGGUAUUUGACAGCCUACGAGCUGGUCACUCUGACUCCCGGACGCCGAAAAUAAAUAAAUAUUGCAUUUAUCCGGCAGAAUUUUGCUUUUUUGUGCCAGGAUAUUUACUAAAUCGCGCAUCCCUUACGGAUGUAGCGGCAGUUUUAACGUGCACACAAGAAAUAAACAAAAGUUAAUCCAAAAUGGCCAAUCGCACGGUGAAGGAGGCAAAAAACGUGCACGGCACCAACCCGCAGUACCUCAUUGAGAAGAUCAUCCGCUCCCGCAUCUACGACUCCAAAUACUGGAAGGAACAGUGUUUCGCCCUCACGGCCGAGCUGCUGGUGGACAAGGCCAUGGAGCUGCGAUUCGUCGGCGGCGUCUACGGCGGCAACAUCAAGCCCACCCAGUUCCUCUGCCUCACCCUCAAGAUGCUGCAAAUCCAGCCGGAAAAGGACAUUGUGGUGGAGUUCAUCAAGAACGAAGAGUUCAAGUACGUGAGGGCCCUGGGAGCCUUUUAUCUCCGCCUAACGGGAGCUGCUCUCGACUGCUACAAGUAUCUGGAACCGCUCUACAUCGACAACCGUAAGCUGCGCCGCCAGAAUCGUGCCGGCCAGUUCGAGAUCGUCUACAUGGACGAGUACAUUGACGAGCUGCUGCGCAACGAUCGCGUCUGCGACAUCAUACUGCCGCGCAUCCAGAAGCGCUCGAUUCUGGAGGAGAACAACGAGAUAGAGCCGAAGGUGUCUGUGCUCGAUGAGGAUCUGGACGAUGAGCUGCCCAGCGACGAGGAGAAGGCGCCAGACGAUCGGGACUCGAAUAGACCGAAGGAAAACUCAUCGUCGGCGGUGCGGCGUCCGAGGAGAGCUCGGUCCAACUCCAGGUCGCGUAGUCGGGACCGCGACAGGAGAGCUGGCCAAGGCAACAACGCCCGCUCCAGGGACUACUACGACGAACUCGAGGAGUAUGAUCGCCAGCGGAAUCGCGUGCGCCAUCGGGACAACCAGAACGAUGACUACGAAAGGCGGCAGACAACGAGUGGACGCCAGGAUCGGGAGCGAGAGCGCCAGGAUCGUGACAGGGUGCGGGAGCGUGACAGGUACGGCGAGAGGGAUCGACGGGACCGCGAACGGGAGCGAGAACGCGACCGCGGUGGCCGACACGAGCAGCGGGAUAGAGAUUCUCGGGGAGAUCGCGAUCGGCGUCGCUACUAAAAAUUAUUGUAAUUUAAAUUGUAAUAAAAAUUGAAAAAAUA
Messenger RNA from Drosophila kikkawai, 1242 nucleotides. It is a transcript of the gene Prp38, whose product is annotated as pre-mRNA processing factor 38. Gene Ontology annotation, cellular component: precatalytic spliceosome. Lineage: Eukaryota; Metazoa; Arthropoda; Insecta; Diptera; Drosophilidae. The record is from RefSeq and is a predicted model, not a curated record.